AUGGCUCAAUCCGCUCCAAAAUGGUACGAAACUGAAGACGUUUCCGCUAGAAAACAAACCAGAAAAACUGCCCGUCCUCAAAAAUUAAGAGCUUCCUUGGUUCCAGGUACCGUCUUAAUCUUAUUAGCCGGUAGAUUCAGAGGUAAAAGAGUUGUUUACUUAAAAAACUUAGAAGAUAACACUUUAUUAGUUUCUGGUCCUUUCAAAGUUAAUGGUGUUCCUUUAAGAAGAGUUAAUGCCAGAUACGUCAUUGCUACCUCAACUCAAGUUGAUGUUGCUAAAGUUGAUGUCUCUAAAUUUAACGUUGAAUACUUUGCCAGAGAAAAAUCCGCUAAAGGUAAAAAGACCGAAGCUGAAUUUUUCAACGAAGAACAACCAAAGAAAGAAAUUAAAGCUGAAAGAGUUGAAGAUCAAAAAUCCGUUGAUGCUGCUUUAUUAGCUGAAAUUAAGAAAACUCCUUUAUUAAAACAAUACUUAUCAGCUUCAUUCUCAUUAAAGAGUGGUGAUAAACCUCAUUUAUUAAAAUUUUAA
Molecule: messenger RNA, 531 nt
Organism: Yamadazyma jaroonii
Lineage: Eukaryota; Fungi; Ascomycota; Pichiomycetes; Serinales; Debaryomycetaceae
Source: the annotation of a GenBank genome assembly